Messenger RNA from Fraxinus pennsylvanica, 1074 nucleotides. NCBI's taxonomy places the organism in Eukaryota, Viridiplantae, Streptophyta, Magnoliopsida, Lamiales, Oleaceae. The record is from the annotation of a GenBank genome assembly.
AUGAAAUAUGGAAGGCCGGAUGAAGAGUUCAUGAAAUGGAAAUGGAAGCCUGAUGGUUGUGAUUUGCCUGUUUUCGAUCCGUAUGAGUUUCUUGAAAUUGUUAGGGGCAAGUCCAUGGCCUUUGUUGGAGAUUCUUUGGCAAGGAACCACAUGCAAUCCUUGAUCUGCCUCUUAUCCAGGGUGGAGCAUCCCAUCGAAGCUCAUUUCAAUGGUUCGAAGUAUGUGAGUUACAAUUUCACAAUUGCCCGGUUUUGGUCACCCUUUCUCGUGAAGUUCAAAGAGGAAAACUCCGAUCUUUUCAAUCUCUACCUCGAUGAAUUUGAUGAAUCCUGGACAAACUAUAUAGAUAAAUUUGACUACAUUGUGCUCAGCGCCGGGCAUUGGUUUCGCCGGCCAGCCAUGUAUUACGAGAAUCACCUGCUCGUGGGGUGCAACUAUUGCAAAAUUCCAAAUGUCACCAACUUUUGGAUAACUUAUGGCUACGAGAGGGCGUUCAGAACAGCUUUUAAAGCUAUAAAUACUUUAGAAAACUACAAAGGGAUAACAUUUUUAAGAACUUUUACACCAUCCCACUUUGAAAAUGGGGAGUGGAAUACUGGUGGGAAUUGUAUAAGACAAAGACCAUUUAAAAGAAAUGAGAGUGUUUUGGAAGGUAUGAAUAUGGAUCUUUACAUGACUCAACUGGAGGAAUUUAGAGUUGCAAAAGUCGAAGGGAAGAAGAAGCGAUCGAGAUUUAGAUUGAUUGAUCCAACACGAGCUAUGCUAUUAAGGCCAGAUGGGCACCCCAGUAAAUAUUGGCAUUGGUUACCUGAGAAUGUGAAUGUGAAUGCAAACAAUGAUUGUGUACAUUGGUGCUUGCCUGGACCUAUUGAUUCUUGGAGCGAUUUCUUGUUUCAUCUGUUGAAGAUGGAAGGACAAACAUUCCAUUUCAGAAGUUGGAACUACUUGAGUUACAACUUCACCAUUGCCAACUAUUGGAUACCCUCUUUGGUGAAAACCGAAGAGGCAGACCCUGAUGGUCCAACUCAUACGGGUCUAUUCAAUCUCUACCUUGACGAGGUUGACGAGUCCUAG